This is a messenger RNA of Fusarium keratoplasticum, 2385 nucleotides long. Its product is annotated as Zn(2)-C6 fungal-type domain-containing protein. The transcript has 3 exons. Gene Ontology annotation, molecular function: N-acetyltransferase activity. The record is from RefSeq and is a predicted model, not a curated record. NCBI's taxonomy places the organism in Eukaryota, Fungi, Ascomycota, Sordariomycetes, Hypocreales, Nectriaceae. The coding region runs from base 1 to 2385 and encodes 794 amino acids.
AUGGGCCUUUCCUCCUUUCGGAGCCUCAAGAGUAUUUGCUGGAAAGGCUCAAUGGACAAUAGCCAUCAUCUAUUGGGCACUGUCAUUGAGAAGAAUGCCAAUCAUCUUGACCACCUGGAGCUGGACCUGCUGUACACCGACGGGGACUUUUCACGUGCUCGGGUCCACGUUCAAAGACAGGAAGGUGAUAACGACCCAGGCUACUUUGGCAAGAUUCUGAUGCUGCAUGAGCACACAGUCCAGCCAAUAUUCCAAUCCCUCACCUCGCUUGUGCUCACGAAUGUGCCCCUCGGGCCAGCUAUGGUGGGCAUGAUCAACUUUGAAGUCCUCCAGUCACUAACCCUCAGGCUGUGCCCUGGCUGGGCGAGGUUCACCCAACGCAUCGUAAAGACGAGGUCCCCGGUGAAGUUGAAGACACUCGAGCUGCACCAUGGCUUGUCCACCCAAGUCGAAAACUCACAGCUUAAGGUGGAAGAGCUCAUUGAUGUUUGUGGAGGCCUUGAGGAGCUUUUUCUGAAUCUCCCGAAGCCGGAUGAUGCUAGGUCAAUUUGGAAGCACAUCACUCGCCAUGAAGCAUCACUGAAACGUCUCGUGCUUCACUACAGGACGCGAGAACGGGACGCAUACGGGUUCUCGCUACAGGAGACUGACCUGCCAAGCCUCGGGCUGACCGAGCACGGAAACACAAUCUAUUAUCCACCGGAGCCGAAUCCUCUACAGGAGCUCAAGCUCGAGUGUAUCAGUUUAUGCUGUUUCCCAGAGCUAGCUGAAUUGAUGCUGGAAACCUCACCAAGCCUCGCUUCGUUGAAAUUUGUCCACAUCCGAAAGGCAAGUUUCGACUACCGGCUACCUAACCCCUCUCCCCAGAUUCCCACUCCCCUUCUGUGGUUUGCCGAGUGGGCAUUUGGACCAGAUGGACCUCCUCUGCUCGAGGCUGUUGCCUAUGGAAGGUUUUCUCACGGGGGUCGGACUCAUGAGGACAAUCUUAUCCUCUGCCCGACUCGAGACUGGUUUCGAACUGUGCCCAGAGAUGGUCGCGAGUGGCUGGGCAUAGUUGCCAAGUAUCGCAAUGUGUUGGAAGCUUGUCCAGUGGAGCCGUUGCUCCUCUAUCUUGGCAUCUACGCCAAUGUCUGCGUGACGGCGACGUAUUCUAACCGCCAUGGAGAAAACCUACGAGCUGCGCUCUUUCACAGCAUCGGGGCUCUAAUAGCAAAGCACCCCAUCCUGUCCGCAGUUCCUGUAGACACGACAACUACGCCACGAUUCGUCCGUUUGCCUCGUCUUGGUCUCAAUGAAGUCGUCGCUUUCAUUGAGAAGCCGGGUUACACACCUGGAGCAAGUUCAGAUCCUACCCUGGACGAAAUGGUCCAAAGCCAGCACAACGUUCCGUUCAAGCAAGACAACUCGUUGGUUCCUUUUUGGAGGGUCACUAUUCUCCAAAAUCCUGACGACUCUUCCUGGUUCUCUCUGUGUCUCUGCUUCCAUCAUUCGCUGCUGGAUACGCAGAGCGCAGUAAUUAUCCACCAAGACCUGGAGUACGCUCUGGUCUCCAACGACAAGGGCGCUGCGAUGGAGACGGUAGAAGGAUCUCAGAAAACAUUGCUUCCUCCUCUAGAGUCAAUGGUUGGCCUUCCAACCUCCUCUGACUUUGUCCAUGGCCAGCAAAGCCUCGGCGAGCCACCCCGAAAUUGGUGGAGCGGAAAGCCGCAAACUCUCCCCGUUCAGACGAGAUUCUCUUCCGUUUGGAUCCCUUCAGCUUCCUUCACUUCUUUGCGACAAAAAUGCAAGGAACAAGGUGUCACAUUGACAGCAGCCCUCAUGUCGCUGAUCGCCGGGGCCUUCUUCCGCGUCCUCCCCUCGGAAUACAGCGUUGUCCAAGGAGACUGCGCCGUCUCUCUACGGCGCUUUUUGCCAGAUUAUAUAGACCAACGCUCGGCGGGAUGCUACGUCGGGUCCCUGAGCGAGGUCUAUAACAGAGAAUCCCAGUCUAUACGGAGGGACGCCAGGCGCACAAAGAAGACUAUCGGCGAAACCCUGCAAUUAAGAGGUGCCGAUAUGCCGGUGGGCUAUCUUAAACAUGUUCCAGACAUCGCUGGGUGGCUGUCUCGCAAGAUGGGGAAGAGACGAUGGGCUGCUUGGGAGUUGAGCAACGUUGGGGGAUUUGACGAUGCGCCUGGUCUGAAGAGCGAGGAUCGUCAGAUUCAGAGCGUCAUGUUUAGCCAGAGCGCUAGUGCCUGCUCGGGGGUUGUUAAAGUCAGCGCAGCAUCGGGGAGGGAUGGGAGCCUUGGACUGGGUUUUACGUGGCAGAAGGGUGUUGUGGGUGAUGAAGUGGUGAAGGAGUUGGUUCAGAGCCUCGUUGAUCUAAUCCAGGAGAUUACUUCAUAA